AUGGAUGAUCUUGCAUCAGCGUCGGCUCCGGCGCCGGAUCUCGAGCGGCACCUGGAGGAGCUUCGGGGCCGCGCCGCCCGCCUCCACGCCGGCAACCGCGACCUCGCCGCGCGGCUCCACGGCGUGCAGGCCCGCGCCGCGCUGGUCCGCCUCACCAACGCCCGCCUGCGCGCCGAAGCCGAGGCCAGCGCCCUCGCCCGCCGCCUCGCCGCCGCUAGCCGCGCCCUCGCGCUGCGCCAGAUGUAUGCCGCGUCCGUGUCUGCGUCUGGAGACUGGAGCUGCGGUGCCGGCGGCUUCUUCGAGCUGCAGGCGCUCGCCUCGCUGAUCGCGUAG
Molecule: messenger RNA, 333 nt
Organism: Miscanthus lutarioriparius
Lineage: Eukaryota; Viridiplantae; Streptophyta; Magnoliopsida; Poales; Poaceae
Source: the annotation of a GenBank genome assembly